This is a messenger RNA of Hypanus sabinus (Atlantic stingray), 1358 nucleotides long. Its product is annotated as transmembrane protein 50B. The coding region runs from base 179 to 655 and encodes 158 amino acids. Gene Ontology annotation, biological process: late endosome to vacuole transport via multivesicular body sorting pathway; protein targeting to vacuole. The transcript has 7 exons. The record is from RefSeq and is a predicted model, not a curated record. NCBI's taxonomy places the organism in Eukaryota, Metazoa, Chordata, Chondrichthyes, Myliobatiformes, Dasyatidae.
GGUUGGGCUUGGCAGUGGCAUGCGGAGGCUGAACGUAAGGUGGACAGGGAGGUGCUGAAGAGGUUUCUGAGAUAUAGGCUUUGCCUCGAGGAGGCCGAGAUCAGAUUCUGAAGUGAUUUUGACUGCUGAAGACACCUUUGGUUGAAUAUUUGGUGGAAGGUCUCAACAUCUCUUUAAAAUGGCAGGGUUCCUGGACAAUUUUCGCUGGCCGGAAUUUGAAUGUAUUGAUUGGGGAGAAAGCAGAAAUACCAUUGCAUCUAUAGUUGCUGGAGUGUUGUUCUUCACAGGUUGGUGGAUAAUCAUAGAUGCUGCAGUUGUUUACCCAACAAAUAAAGACAUGAACCAUGCUUUUCACACAUGUGGCGUUAUGUCAACUAUAGCUUUCUUCAUGAUCAAUGCUGUGUCUAAUGGGCAGGUCCGAGGUGAUGGAUACAGUGAAGGCUGCUUGGGAAGGACAGGUGCAAGAAUCUGGCUUUUCAUUGGCUUCAUGUUGAUGUUUGGAUCUCUCAUAGCUUCUAUGUGGAUCCUAUUUGGGGCAUACGUUGUACCAAAGGCUAACGUUUAUCCAGGCCUGGCUGUUUUCUUUCAGAAUGCACUAAUAUUUUUUAGCAGCCUGAUCUAUAAAUUUGGGAGAACAGAGGAACUUUGGGCAUAAAAGCUGUUCCAUUUCAGCACUGAGAUGACUCAGGAUGUUCUGCACUUAAACAGAACCUACAAAUACACAUUGCUUUGUACUUUUUGGCCAAACAGUAAUUUAAGUAAUCUUAGUAAUAUCUACAAAAUAAUUCUUGGAAAAACUCAUUGCAUUUUACCAACAUGUAAGCUUAGAAAUUCACACCCUUGUUGCUGGGCUAAACACUAAAGUCAUACAGCCAAUGCAUUGUAAUGUGGCAAAGUUCACUCCAUUGGAAUAAAUCAUACAAUACUGAGAUGCUACAAUGCAACAUAUUUGUUGGGUGUAAAUUUCUAGUGCUUAAUUUUGUAGUUUGAUAACCAUGUUUGAAACUUUUAAUGAGUCAUGUUAACAGUGAAUGAUGCACUGUUUGAGCUGAUAACUGUAAUAUGACUGCUACUUGAGUCCAUUGAAGAAAACGUGGAUGUUUUAUUAUUAUUGCUGCUUUUCAGUCUUAAAAAGAAAUCUGCACCCCUAAGCAUUGUAAACUUUGGAUUUAGACUAAAUAUUUGUAGAAAAGAAUGCCUAUUGUAUUGUUUUAAAUUUUAACAGCCAUAAAGGCAAUACUGAUCCAGAAUGUUUGCUCCAAAUUUUAUUACUGUCUGAAGAGAGAAUGCCACUAUUAAGUAUCAGCUUUACUUUUAUUUGCUCAUGAGAAUAUUUAUGAAAUAAACCUUGUGUUAUA